Molecule: messenger RNA, 3072 nt
Organism: Hirundo rustica (Barn swallow)
Lineage: Eukaryota; Metazoa; Chordata; Aves; Passeriformes; Hirundinidae
Gene: KCNH4
Product: potassium voltage-gated channel subfamily H member 4
Exons: 16
Coding region: 1-3072 (1023 amino acids)
Biological process (GO): potassium ion transmembrane transport; regulation of membrane potential
Cellular component (GO): membrane
Molecular function (GO): voltage-gated potassium channel activity
Source: RefSeq, a predicted model, not a curated record
AUGCCGGUGAUGAAGGGGCUGCUGGCGCCGCAGAACACCUUCCUGGACACCAUCGCCACCCGCUUCGAUGGCACACACAGCAACUUCAUCCUGGCCAACGCACAGGGCCGCUGCGGCUUCCCCAUCGUCUACUGCUCUGAUGGCUUCUGCGACCUCACCGGCUUUGCCCGCACUGAGGUCAUGCAGAAGAACUGCAGCUGCCGCUUCCUCUGCGGGGCUGAGACCAGCGAGCCCAUCCUGCAGAGCAUCGAGAAGGCACUGGACAGCAGGCAGGAGUAUCAGACUGAGGUCUGCUUCUACAAGAAGAGCGGAGCUGCCUUCUGGUGCCUGCUGGACAUCAUGCCCAUCAAGAAUGAGAAGGGAGAGGUGGUGCUCUUUCUCUUCUCCUUCAAGGACAUCACAGAGAGCCGAGGCAGGAGCUGCCCUGGUGACAAGAAGGAGAAGCAGAGGAGUGAGAAGCAGAAGAGCAAGAAGCCCGGGAACUCACACCUGAGGGCUGCACGGAGGCAGGGCCGGACCAUGCUGCACCAGCUCAGCAGCCAGUUUGUCCGGAGGGACCGUGGCGAGAUGAAAAUCAACCGUAACGUGUUUGAGAACAAGCCGUCCAUCCCUGAGUACAAGGUGGCCUCGGUACAGAAGUCCCGCUUCAUCCUGCUCCACUACAGCAUCUUCAAGGCACUCUGGGACUGGUUGAUCCUGCUGGCCACCUUCUACGUGGCUAUCACCGUCCCCUACAAUGUCUGCUUCACGGGCACGGACGACAGUCUCUCAGCUGCCCGCAGCACCAUCGUCAGCGACAUCGCCGUAGAGAUGCUCUUCAUCCUGGAUAUCAUCCUGAACUUCCGGACAACGUACGUGAGCCAGUCGGGCCAGGUUGUGUACGACCCUCGCUCCAUCUGCAUCCACUACGUGGCCACCUGGUUCUUCGUGGAUCUGAUCGCUGCUCUGCCCUUCGAUCUGCUCUACAUCUUCAAUGUGACCGUGACCUCACUGGUUCACCUGCUGAAGACGGUGCGGCUGCUGCGGCUGCUGCGGCUGCUGCAGAAGCUGGACCGGUACUCGCAGUACAGCGCCAUGGUGCUCACGCUGCUCAUGUCCAUGUUUGCGCUGCUGGCGCACUGGAUGGCCUGCAUCUGGUACGUCAUCGGCCGCAAGGAGCUGGAGAGCAACGACCCCCGCACCUGGGACAUCGGCUGGCUGCACGAGCUGGGCAAGAGGCUGGAGGCUCCCUACAUCAACAAUUCGGUGGGGGGCCCCUCCAUCCGCAGCGCCUACAUCGCCUCCCUCUACUUCACCCUCAGCAGCCUGACCAGCGUGGGCUUCGGCAACGUCUGCGCCAACACCGACACCGAGAAGAUCUUCUCCAUCUGCACCAUGCUCAUUGGGGCGCUGAUGCACGCCGUGGUCUUUGGCAAUGUCACGGCCAUCAUCCAGCGCAUGUACUCCCGCCGCUCGCUCUACCACACCCGCAUGAAGGACCUCAAGGACUUCAUCCGCGUCCAUCACCUGCCCCAGCAGCUCAAGCAGAGGAUGCUGGAGUACUUCCAGACCACCUGGUCGGUGAACAACGGCAUUGAUGCUAAUGAGCUGUUACACGACUUCCCCGAUGAGCUGCGUGCGGACGUGGCCAUGCACCUCAACAAGGACAUCCUGCAGCUGCCCAUCUUCGAGACGGCCAGCCGGGGCUGCCUUCGCUCCCUCUCGCUCCACAUCAAGACCUCAUUCUGUGCCCCUGGGGAGUAUCUGCUGCGCCAGGGAGACGCGUUGCAGGCCAACUACUUUGUCUGCUCCGGCUCCCUCGAGGUGCUGAAGGACAACGUGGUCCUGGCCAUCCUGGGCAAAGGGGAUCUGAUUGGAGCCGACCUGUGCAGCACGGACCAGGUGAUCAAGACCAAUGCAGACGUGAAGGCGCUGACCUACUGCGACCUUCAGCACAUUGGGCUGCGUGGGCUCUGUGAAGUGCUACAGCUCUAUCCUGAGUACGCCAGCAAGUUCACAGCUGACAUCCACCAGGACCUGACCUUCAACCUGCGGGAGGGCAGCGAGAUGGAGGGGCUCUGCCGCUACUCCCGGUCCCCGAGGCUGUCGCAGCCUCGUCCGGAGAGCGGUGCUGCCCCGGAGAAGCCCCUUCCCUCCAUUGUGGAGGAUGAGGAGGAGCCCGACGAGGUUUUCCAGCAGUCCCCUGCCGGCACCUCCCGCCGCAAGCUGCUGCUACCGGCGCUGAGCAGCUCAGGGCGCCGUGGUUCCCUGAGCAGCCUCCUGGGCGACGAGCUGUGCCCGGCCUCGGCCCUGCGGCACAACUGCCGCUCCCCAGCCCGUGGCAGCCGCGGCCGCAGCCCCUCACCGCAGUGCCGGAGGGACACCCGGCUCCCGGAGCGGGAUGGUGGCGUCGGCAGGAGGCCGGCCAAGCUGCUCAUCCCCUCCCUGCACACUUGCGGCCCGCCCGACCUCAGUCCCAGAGUCGUGGAUGGGAUUGAAGACAACGGAGGGACUUCAGAGUCACAAACCUUCUGCUUCAACAUGGACCCAGCGCCGAGUGCGGCAAGGGACUCCCCCACCUCAGACGGCCCAGCCCUGGUGAUGGAGGCAGAGGAGAUAAAGCAGAACAUCAGCAGGCUCAACCAGGAGAUCAACCACCUCAACCAGGAGGUUUCGCACCUCAGCCGGGAGCUGCAGAGCAUGAUGGAGCUGCUCAAGGGUCACCUGGGCGCCCCGCAGCCCCCGCCCUGUCCCUGCCGCCUGCCUGCGACCGUCUCGCCGCCCGCUACCCCGGUGCCCCCCUCGCCCCCGGUUCUCCCCAGUUCCCUCAGCUCCCCCACCGCCAGCCCCCGGGCCAAACGCUGCCCCGUCCGCAGCCGCUCUGCCCACGCCGCUGCCCUGUACGCCUGGGUGGGCGCCGAGGGGCCGCGCCCGCCGCGGGGGGACACCCCCGGCCCCGACCCUCGCCGGGGCUCGGACUCGCAGCCGGCCUCGCUGCCGCCUCGCUGCGCCCGUUCCUUCCCCGGCUGCUCGGCCGGGGCUUGGCCUGGCACCCGCCUGCAGCCGCGAUCCGGCUCCACCAUCUCCCACUGA